Molecule: messenger RNA, 411 nt
Organism: Medioppia subpectinata
Lineage: Eukaryota; Metazoa; Arthropoda; Arachnida; Sarcoptiformes; Oppiidae
Source: the annotation of a GenBank genome assembly
AUGGCUAUGCAUGACAUCGACCUCUUGCCUCUCAACCCCGACCUCUCCUAUCGCUUCCCAUCCGACGGUCCGUUUCACGUGUCGGCACCUAAUCUGCACCCGAAAUACCACUACAAGACAUUCGUCGGCGGAAUACUUGUUAUAAGUGGCCAACACUUUGAGAGAGUCAACGGAAUGUCUAAUAACUACUGGGGAUGGGGUCUCGAAGACGAUGAAUUCUAUGUCCGACUCAAAGAAGCAAAUCUUGUCGUUUCAAGACCUGAAGACAUCACCACAGGAAUUAACGAUACGUUUAGUCAUAUCCAUAAUCCCAGCCGUAAGAGAGACACCGUUCGUCUUUUCAACCAAAAAGAGAUAACUCGUAAAAGGGAUCGAAAGACAGGUCUGAAUUCAGUGCAAUUCCGAUUGAAA